Messenger RNA from Histoplasma mississippiense, 1572 nucleotides. RefSeq lists its product as hypothetical. Gene Ontology annotation, biological process: transmembrane transport. Lineage: Eukaryota; Fungi; Ascomycota; Eurotiomycetes; Onygenales; Ajellomycetaceae. The record is from RefSeq and is a predicted model, not a curated record. The transcript has 4 exons. Gene Ontology annotation, molecular function: transmembrane transporter activity. The coding region runs from base 1 to 1572 and encodes 523 amino acids.
AUGACUGCAUCAGACCCUGUUUCUCAGGUUGGCGCGCAAGAAGAGCCUACGCGCUCUCGUUCCCGCCAUAAAUCCUACCCCAGAUUCAUCCCGAGAUUUCAAGCGAGCUUACUCGACAGACUGCCGUUUUCCGCUGAGAGUGACGUCUUACGGUCGUCUUCUUUAGCGUCCGAGUCUCGUCCUAUGGGCGGAGAAGAUCGCAAUCCGAAACAUAAUGGACAUCGGAAAUCAUUCUCCUCACAACCAUCGCAAUCACCCCAAUCACCCCAAUCACCUCCUAUAACACCGACAACUCCGAUAGCUCCCGUUCAAGGUGAGGUGGAAAAAAAAGUUCUGCUUCUCGAAAGUGAUUGCUAUGACAAGCUUGGAUUCAGCUUCCCGCGAUGGAAAAAGUGGACAAUCCUCAGCGUCGUCUUUUUCGUACAAUUAUCAAUGAACUUCAACACUAGUAUCUACUCCAAUGCCAUCACGCCCUUAGCUCUCCAUUUCUCUAUUUCCGAGCAAGCUGCUAGAGUAGGCCAGAUGAUUUUCCUUGUUGCCUACGCGUUUGGGAGUGAGCUGUGGGCCCCUUGGAGUGAGGAGCUUGGUCGGUAUCCAGUCAUGCAGCUUAGUUUGUCUCUGGUUAAUCUAUGGCAAAUACCCUGCGCGUUGGCUCGGAAUUACCACACCAUUGUGAUUGGGCGCUUUUUCGGCGGUUUAUCCUCUGCUGGUGGUUCUGUUACACUGGGGAUGAUUGCCGACAUGUGGGAGCCCGAUGACCAACAGUUUGCUGUCGCUUUCAUUGUACUUUCGUCUGUUGCGGGGUCUGUCAUAGCGCCCAUCGUCGGGGGCUUCAUGGAGUUUUACCUUGAUUGGAGAUGGAACUUUUGGGGCCAGCUCAUCUUUGGAGCAGCAGCUCAACUCGCUCACUUAUUGUUCGUGCCAGAAACAAGGACUACUAUCCUGUUAGACAGAGAAGCUAAACGGCAACGUCGGGCGGGAGAGACAAAUAUUUACGGCCCCAGCGAGAUCGAUGGGAUGGGAAUUACUAUGAGAGAUGUGGCGAUAAUCUGGGCCCGACCGUUUAGCUUAUUCGGAUUUGCAUGGACAAGUUUAGGUCCUCCUCAAGUACAUUGGAUUGCUCCCAUGUUAUUUUCCCUAUUGAUUGCGGUUGCAAAUUACUGCAUCUACAUGGCGACAAUUGACUACAUGGUCGCAAGCUAUGGACCGUAUUCAGCGUCUGCGACGGGUGGUAAUGCACUCGCAAGGGAUUUCCUUGCGGGGAUUGCAGCGAUGUAUUCAACCCCGUUGUACGAAUCAAUCGGCAACAAGUAUCAACUUGAAUGGCCGUCGACCAUUCUCGCCAUUGUCUCAUUUAUUGUCACCGUUCCCAUUUACGUAUUUUACUGGAAAGGCCCCAUAAUCCGAGAGAAAUCCAAAUUCGCAAAAACUCUGGCAACCGACAGGAAGGCUCGGAACAUUCGCCAGAUGGGCGAAAAAAAUAGGUCAAAUAUGGGACAGACGAGUGAAAGCCAGCUCAGCCAGUCAAGCGGACUGAUCUAUGGGGUAAACAGCAAACAUGGUAUUCAUUAA